This is a messenger RNA of Hippopotamus amphibius kiboko, 990 nucleotides long. It is a transcript of the gene TMEM255B, whose product is annotated as transmembrane protein 255B. Bases 1 to 990 code for a protein of 329 amino acids. Lineage: Eukaryota; Metazoa; Chordata; Mammalia; Artiodactyla; Hippopotamidae. The transcript is spliced from 9 exons. The record is from RefSeq and is a predicted model, not a curated record.
AUGCAGGCGCUCCCGCCGCCGGGGCCCGGGCCCCUGGCCCUGCUGGACACGACAGAAGCCUUGGCGAGACGAAAGAAGACGUCCCUGUGGUUUGUGGGUUCUCUGCUGGGGGUGUCCACCUCCAUCCUGACGGUCGGCCUCGCCGCCACCACCAGGACGGAGACCGUGACCGUGGGAGGCUACUACCCUGGGAUCAUCCUGGGCUUCGGAUCUUUCUUAGGAAUUAUUGGCAUCAACCUGGUGGAGAAUAGAAAGCAAAUGCUGGCGGCGGCCAUCGUGUUCCUGGGCCUCGGCGUGGCGGCCGCCUUCUGCUGCGCCAUUGUGGACGGCGUGUUCGCCGCGCGUCACAUCGAGCCCAGGCCCCUCGCCGCGGGCAGGUGCCAGUUCUACUCCAGUGGGGUCGGCUACCUGCACGACGUCUACCAGACGGAGGUCACCUGUCACUCCCUGAAUGGCAGGUGCCAGCUGAAGGUGAAGAGCAACACCUGCUACUGCUGUGACCUCUACGACUGCCAGGGCGCCGAGCACUCGCCCACCUACUACGAGUUCGUGGACGUCCGCGGCUGCCAGGACGUCCUGCACCUGUACCGGCUGCUCUGGGCCUCUGUGGCGCUGAACGUCCUGGGGCUGUUCCUGGGCAUUGCCACCGCGGCCGUCCUGGGGGCCUUCAAGGACAUGGUCCCUCUGUCCCAGCUCGCCUACGGCCCGUCUGCAGCACCUCAGGUCCUCUACAGCCCCGCCCAGCAGACCCUGGCCUGCACGGGCUUCUGCCUGGUGCCCCCGGCCAUCCCCACCUGCUCGUCCUACCCGCUGCCCCUCCAGUCCCCUGGCGGCUUCCCGGCCUUGCCUGGCUCUGACCUCUCCCUGCCUGAGGACGCGCAGCCUCCGUCCCAGCCCAGCGCCAGCUGCCGGCUCCCCCCCAACGCCGCCCCCAUCUACGCCCCCACCCGCCUCCUCCCUGGGGAGAAGCCUCCCCCCUACGCACCGUGA